AUGGCUGGAUGUGCGGGUGCAGUGAGGGCAGUUGAGAUGGGUGCGGUGAGUGCAUGUUGGUGCUCCAGGCACUGGUUCGCCAGUCUCUAUGCGAUGGAUUCACAAGUGACCGACCAGGCCGAUGUGUGGGUGAAGGUGCGAUCGCAAUGAAGAGGGUUAUGAAACAAGUCCACAUCGCUCGUGGUGGCGGUGGUGAGGUUAAUGUUUGCCAGUGUUUCAGGAUUGGGCGCAGUGGUGGUGGGUGUAGAGGCCGUCGCAGCGCAUGCUGAAGCGACGAAUGAGGAUGACAGUAGGGGUUCAGGAGUGCGGAAACCGUUGAUUGUCGACGUGGAAAGCGAGGCAGAUGUGGACGGGGGGAUAUCGGGUGGUGUCAUUCAUCCGAAGAAGUCCAAGAAGACCGAUCGAUGACCAGAACGUCCGCUGACAUCGUGAGCAGGUCAAGGGCAGUUAAGCGUUAGCGUUGCGAGGCGAGGGCAGUUGAGAUUUACGAGCUUCGCUUUUGGCUUUGGCGACGGUGAUGUGGUUGGCUUCGUAGAUCGCUGCGCCUGCCCUCACUGCUCUCCGCCAGGUUAGUCGAUUCCAGGACGAGGAGUUCCCAGUUGGCCGGGUUGGUUUGCCGGCGCCUCAGGGGAGUCUUUAGGAUAUACUUGUAGCGCCGGACUGGCCUCCUUGUCGGUGGGAGCCCGUGGCCACGUCUCCAUAGAAGAGUCGUUUGCGUAACCGCUCGUCGGCCAUGCGCACAAGAUGGCCGCUCCAACGCAGUUCCAGAUGUCUCAGCAUGGCGUAUGUAAUGAGGAUUCCCGUCCGUUCCGGUACAGCCGUGUGCGGGAUCCGGUCCGGGGAAGUGGGAGGGAAAAAGUAUUGUUUCCUGUUUGAUUGUUUCGACCGUGUGUUUAGCGUCUGCGAACCACGGUCGGCGCGCUGAGGACUUGAUCCAAGCAUCUGUUUAGGACCCAUUUUCUAGCCCCUCCCCCCUCGCGCGGGUAAGCAAUGAUCUCCCUAAGUAGGGCUGUUCGGUCAUCCCAGACGGCUGCCGAACUUCACAAUGGGCCACGAAUUUUAUGUUUAUUGGCAGAAAGACCCGAGUUGGCCUGGGCCACCUACGUGAUCACUGUCGCUAUCGCCGGGGGUCUUUUGAGCGGGGGGAAAGGUAGGGAGACGGGAAGCAGAGUUUCACCUCCCUCUCUAAGUUACCUGAUUGCCGCUAUAUAAACGGUAAGAAAACACAUUCCACAGAACGAUAUUUAGCUUGCAACAAGGACAAACGAGGUGAAAGGGUGAACGUCAGAUUCUGGCUUGGCAGAAGGCACAUAACAUGCUUUAGCCUCCACCUCAGUGAGACGGCUUUGGCGAGGCCGUAAACACCCUGCCGUCACCUGAGUCAUCGAGGUGUAGGCGUUCAUCCCAGGAAGGAUAGAAGUCACUCAGUCGAUUGCGGCCUUAGUUACCCGCCCAGUCCUUCCAAAGAUAGAAAACGUGGCCCGACUGCAGACAAAGCGCGGCAUGUUAAAAAGGCUCUGGCAGACGAACUGCGUGCACGCACCAAAACUUAAUGUACAUGGGCGAUUUGGUCAUCUUGACAAAGGCCUGUCCGUUAACCAGGCUGCUAGCCCUGCACUGUUUAUAGCGUGGAUCGGUGGAGGGUGGGAGAGGCCGUGCACUUCGCUGUCUGCUCCUGGCGUAGAGAUGCGUUCGCUGGCCUACCGGAACGGGGACAGACAAAAGCACGCACGUGACAGCGGAGUUAAGUGUAGUGAACCGUGGACCAGAAACAACACAAUUACUGGGGUUUAGUUGAUCAUAAGUGAAACGUUCGUCUGUAGGUCAUCCGGACGGUGGAAGUAAAAUGCAAAAAAUGCGAUGUGUUGCGGAAUCAACAAUUCGCCCACUUUUAUAGGCACCAUGCUACCUGUGUGGUCACUCUCAGGUCACCCCUAGGCAAAUUAGGCGAAGACCUCGUUGAGGUAGCCGGGCAGGACAUGAGUAUAACAUGGAGUGAUUCCUUUCUUUUUAAAUUACACACGUUUGCGUACUUCAGGACUGUUUACUUGAGUAGCAAUUUGUUGUUGUCGUUGUUGUUGUUGCUGUAACAGUUGGCUAUAGGACGGCUCGAAAACAGGAAUAAAAUAGUUAGACUUGAUGGCAGUUUCACUCGAAACGUUUUCAUAGAGAAAACGGUCCCAGUUAUUUUGCUGCUUUAAUAUCAAGCCCGGCCAGUGCCAUCAGAUAAUUUGCCCUUCGAUUCGGACAAAGCGCCAUGGUUUGCGAGUAUUCGAAAAACCACGUCUAGUAACCUUUGCUUUCACAUAGGGUAUAGCUUCUUUGUUGGGGAGGGUCACAUGAAUUACCCUUCCUGAUAGGAACCACGACAUGAAAUCGUUCGUCAGUCAAGCAAUGAGGUAUGCCCAGAGAGCGAGAUUUGCCAUGUUCUACGGCGAGCCACCAGACGUUCUUUUUAGGUUGCUCCCUACUUUUUCCACAUCACGAUUAGCACGCAAAUAGUGAGGAGAAAUAAAUAAUUUGCCGUGCCACAGUAAUUCGUGAACGGUGCACGUUUUCAAGCAUUUUGAGAAACAUUCGGUAAUAACUUACGAUCGAUUAGAUUCCUCCCAAAAGUCUGGAAACGACCUCACAGAGCGUCAUAGGACACGCGGUAAGUUAUACGCAGCACGUAGGCGGCGUCUAAAGCCUCGCAGGGGACCUCAAGCAACGAGCAAGCCGAACGGCUGACCAACAUUAUAGUCACCGCCGCCACCACCGCCGCCGCUGACAAGAACGCCUCCGUGGAGAACCGAUUAUGUCAGCUGAGGGACACGAUCCAGUCAGCCGACCUGACUUUCCUCGAUCACGCUCGUCGCUCGCACCAGGACUGGUUCGAUGACAACGACGCCGCCAUCAGCAACCUGCUGGCCGAGAGGAACCUCCUGCACAAAGCCUACGCGGACCGACCCACCGACGACAACAAAGCAGCCUUCUACCGUAGUCGCCGCCCUGUGAGACAGCGGCUGCGGGAGAUGCAGGACGCUUGGACCGCUCACAAGGCCGAGGAGAUCCAAGGUUACGCAGAUCUCAACGAAUGGGAGAAUUUCUUCUCCGCGAUCAAGGCUGUCUACGGUCCGCCAGCCAAAGCAACUGCUCCCCUUUUCGGAGCCGACGGAAGUACCCUAUUCACCGAGAAGACACAAAUUCUGCAGCGGUGGGCUGAGCACUUCAGAGGCGUCUUCAACUACCCCUCCAUCAUCUCCGACGCCGCUAUUGCCCGUCUGCCGCAAGUGGAGACUGACGUUGACCUCGACCUCCCGUCCUCUCUCCACGAAACCAUCAGGGUCGCGUAG
Molecule: messenger RNA, 3335 nt
Organism: Spirometra erinaceieuropaei
Lineage: Eukaryota; Metazoa; Platyhelminthes; Cestoda; Diphyllobothriidea; Diphyllobothriidae
Source: the annotation of a GenBank genome assembly